AUGAGCGAUUUCUGUCCUCCGCCAUUACGUGCACCUACAGCAUGUGUUGCGUGCAAUAAAAAGAAGGUUCGCUGUAUCUUCGACGGGAAUCCCGAUGUAUGUGUGAACUGCCAGCGGCAUCAAUGGCCCUGUUCUCGACGAGAGCGCAAGAGAAAAAGAGCCCAUAGUAAUGAUGGUGACUCUGGCGUCAAUGAUACCGAAGCGGUUAAUAGGAGACGGAUGAACUGGGAACAGCCGACAGGCAACUUUAGUCCUAUCGGCUCAGUCAGAUCUCUACGUACAAGCUCUGAGUAUGACCAAGAUCGGAAUGAGUGCCACAAGACCAGCCAAAGUAGAGCUGGUACUGGAGACCAUGCGCCGAUCACACCAGGCUCCAAUCCAUAUUCAUCCGCUUCGACUUUAAGCUUCAUGGCACGCUCUCGCUACUUUGGUGACGCAGUGGCAAUAAACGAAGAACAGGCUAGAUCUUACCCAGAAGGAGACGCAGAUGGGCCAACUGAAGAUGACAUUCAGCUGCUCAGACUGCAAGGUGCAUUCGAUCUCCCACCACGAGCCAUCCGAGAAGGGUUGAUUAACACAUUUAUGGAACGAUGUUCACCAUGGAUGCCGAUAAUUGAGCGGAGCUGGCUAGAAGAAAGCGGCUCCCAGAAGCCGUCCAUACUCCUUCUCCAGUCUAUUUUCGUCGCUGCGAGCCGAGUCACGUCUGCACCGGCUGUGACUGCGUAUGCAUCUUUGCAUCAAUUUUAUCGUCGCGCAAAAGCCCUGUUCUGGUCUGGAUACGAGAGAAACCCAGUGACUGUCGUUGCAGCAGUGUGCAUUUUGCAUUGGUAUAACCCAGAAGGCCCUGAACAUGUGUCCACCAAUACUAGUGGAUUCUGGCGAUAUGUGGGAGUUGGGUUAGCUCAUCAGAUUGGAUUGCAUAAGGAACCAACGAAUAAAAGAGAUGCUGCCCUGAGGCGCAGACUGUGGUGGACUCUAUAUGCUAGAGAUUGUUGCAUUUCUGCAGGACAGGGCCGGCCACUAGCAGUGGACCUGGAGGAUUGUGAGGUGGCACCGCCUUGCCCUGAGGAUUUCCACGAUUCAAGCUCAAAUGCUACUCUGUUUAUCGCAUAUGUCGAGAUCAGUUCUAUUCUGGGCCAUCUCACUGAGUACUGUCGUCGCAAGACUCUCACACGUGAGGCUCGACAGAACCUCGAGAAUCGUUUAUAUCGAUGGACACGCGAUCUUCCACCAUCACUGCGCUUGUUUUGCCUCCAGAGUAUUUCAGAAGAUGCAGCACUACCGAAAAGAACAUUGGCCCGAUACAACUUUGAAGCACGUCAGCUCCACAUUCCAUACUUUACCUGCCUCGCAAUCCUGUGUCGACCAAACCCCGGAGAGUCUGCGUCACUAGGAGUGCUUUUAGCAUCGUCUUUUAUGGCAGGAAUAUUCGAAGAUUUCCUCGCUCGAGAUGAGAUCCAAUUCCUAAGCCCAGUGUUCACAUUCCACCUUCUGGCUGCCGGGAUCGGGCUUCUAUCGUGUAAUAACGUACCCUCACACCGGGAGAAGGCAGCAGGUAGCUUGGAAUCCAUUUACCUGGCUCUCGAGGAACUCGCGAAACGCUGGUCAUCAGCGAAAGGCAGCCUAAGGGCGUUGAAGAGCAUUGCUGAAAAGCAGCGAAGCGCAUCGACAGUAGACGAAAUGCCGUCGAUGACGCUCUGUAGAGAACAUCAACCCUUUUUCGAGGGAUUUGGCCCGGAUCUUUCCUGGGCUUGGUCAUAUUUCAUGGAUCUCGGACAAGCGGGGCAUGAUGGCAGCACAAAUCGCUUUAUGGUAGCCGGGACCCCAGAGGUGCUAGGAGAUUGGGCCGAGUCCCGGGCACCGGAUGCUAUAUCUUCGGAUGAGUACAGACCACUAACGACGAUUUUGGACCGCAAUGAAGGCAUCACUGUGGGAGACCUGUCGCAGGAUAUUCCAGGUGACUUCUUUAAUCAAUAUCAGGGAAUGGGGGAUUGGCUGUUCAAGGAUUUAGAAUGGAAUGGCGAGAUCGCCUGGUAG
Penicillium hordei is the source of this 2037-nucleotide messenger RNA. RefSeq lists its product as uncharacterized. Bases 1 to 2037 code for a protein of 678 amino acids. The transcript is spliced from 4 exons. Gene Ontology annotation, molecular function: zinc ion binding; DNA binding; DNA-binding transcription factor activity, RNA polymerase II-specific. Gene Ontology annotation, biological process: DNA-templated transcription; regulation of DNA-templated transcription. The record is from RefSeq and is a predicted model, not a curated record. Lineage: Eukaryota; Fungi; Ascomycota; Eurotiomycetes; Eurotiales; Aspergillaceae.